AUGUUUCUAAAGGAACAUUUAGGACCGGGUCUGGAUCUCUCCUCCAAGACCUUCGUGGAUUGGUACUCUUUCUACCGAGAGGUACUUAUCCACGAUCGGUUGUCAACAUCGGAGAAACUUGGAGGAGAAGGAAAGACCGUAGAAAUAGAUGAAGCCAAAUUUGGACGGCGUAAGUAUAAUAGGGGAAGGGUGAUCAAAGGUCAGUGGAUCUUUGGGGGUAUCGAGCGGGAGACUCGACGAACCUUUUUAGUACCGGUGGAAGCACGUGACAGCGAGACCUUGCUCGCUGUCCUGAAGGAGUGGGUGCUUCCCGGGACAACAGUUAUAAGUGAUUGCUGGAGGGCGUACGAUUGUCUUCAGAAUGAAGGCUUUCGUCACCUGACAGUGAAUCAUACUUAUAAUUUUGUUGAUCCCCGGACGAAGGCCCACACCAAUACCAUCGAGAGGACGUGGCAUGAGGUCCGCUCGAACAUUCCCGACGGUACGGAAGGAGGGAAGCGCACAUGA
Centruroides sculpturatus (bark scorpion) is the source of this 507-nucleotide messenger RNA. RefSeq lists its product as uncharacterized. The transcript has a single exon. The record is from RefSeq and is a predicted model, not a curated record. Bases 1 to 507 code for a protein of 168 amino acids. Lineage: Eukaryota; Metazoa; Arthropoda; Arachnida; Scorpiones; Buthidae.